Messenger RNA from Drosophila biarmipes, 1975 nucleotides. Its product is annotated as mucin-5AC. Lineage: Eukaryota; Metazoa; Arthropoda; Insecta; Diptera; Drosophilidae. Bases 138 to 1904 code for a protein of 588 amino acids. The record is from RefSeq and is a predicted model, not a curated record. The transcript has 3 exons.
UCUCUUUCCCGCCUCGCAAAUUUUAUUUCUUUGAUUGCCGGCAAUAACAAACAUUAAGGACUGUUUUAUAUACUGCUCAAUAUUAAAGCAUCUUCCACCUACAUGAGGCCGAAACGACAGGUAAUUAUUCAAACUGGAUGCUCACAGAAGAAAAGCGAAAGUGUGCAACGUCAUUCGACUUACAGAUGUGGUCGAUGGAUCAUCCGGGAAUGGUUUUGUACAGACAGCAUCCAAAUGCUAUGCGCAAGUUUUAUUGGUACGGCAACAGAACCCCUAUUUUGGUUGGGAAAAUGCGGCUGAAAAACUAUAUGCGGAGCAUGCAGAUGCUACCAAGAUAUGUGCACCCACAUGUUCCGUACCACGAAGCCUAUGCCAACUCAAAGAGGAGCGUCUUCAGGGACUUGAACAACGUUCAUGGCUUCAGAACCACGUCCACUCCUUCUACCACCACCACCGUGGAUUAUGUGGCAGCCCCUGUCAACACAAUUGAGUAUAGUUCGGGGCCCGUAAGCCCUCCAGUGGAUUUCAGUAUAGCUCCCGUAAACGCUUUCGUGCCCCUAGCUGCGGGAACAGUGUCAAAGGCAGAACGCCUGAUGGGCGUUAUGAGUCCGUGGAAUCAUUCCGACUACUCCGACGAAAGCUGGAAAAAUUGCCCAGGAAACUGCUUUAAAAACUCGUUCCCGGACUACCCAAAAGACCAAUAUAGCUCCCACAGCAUGCCCAGUGAACAGCCAGUGACCACGACAACUGCAUUGCCGUACUUUAAUUAUGUUGCUCACACCUACUUUACCCUGGACGACGUAAUUCUACCCCAUUCCGCAUCGAAAUUCACUAAAACUCCAACAGAGGAACAACAAUUUCGACCAAGUCACGCAGAAUUCACUACUGAAACUCCUCAAGGGCUUUUCACAGAACGAUUACAGCGCACCACGCAGCCCCUUGCAACUAGCACUGCAACCACCACUGAAUUUACACCAGCUAAAACAACCUUUUUCGAUUUCGAAUAUAGCACCAGACCGAUUUGGUUUAGUUCGACAACCUCAACUACUACCACUACCGAGCCUGCACCUACGGUUUCUCAGAAACCUCAAAUUUGGACAACACCACAACCGACUCAAAGUAUCUUUACCACAGCGAGUACUACAACACAAUCCUACAAACAUAGACUAAAAUCGCUGAAAGCCACCAAAAACUUCUCGUCGAACAUUGAAACUAAACUGAAAUUGCUGAAGCUUCAUCUUAAAAAUUUAGUUACGACCAGAGAAACUCCUAGAAACAUUCAAAAUCUUACCACAUCGGCUGUUAUCGAAAGUAGUACCACAUUACCGGAUGCCAUUACUAGUACACCCACUACCCCUACAAGAAGAACAAAUGUGAACAGAAAAUUGAGAAAACUACGAGUGCUGGCAUCGACUAAAAAGGUUCCGGUUCAAACAUCUAGGAAUUCUACGAACUCCAAUAAAACCAAAGUGGAAUAUAAAAAGUCAAAGCGAAUUUAUCAAAGGCGCAAACACUUAAACUCCACCGCAGCGCCAGUACCAACGAUGAACACAACAAUCGUAUCGAUUGACAACGAAUCGAUAAACAAGUUUAAACGCCGAACAACGGCAAGCACGCAAAAAUCAACAGUUAUUGAUGAAAAUGUAAUCGUGCGAAACUCGACGAAAGCUAAUCGUCACACAGCUGCAAAAUCUCGCGCCGACGGAGUCCCAGAAGAAAAAUCGCAACUAGUCACAGAAUCGGCAAUAAUGACCAUUUCCAGCGGCACGCUAAGAAUGAGGCAGCCGGUAAUUCAAUUAAAGUCAAAGCAGCACAGCACCAGAAAAAUAAAACAUUUGGAAAACGAUAACUUCAUUCCAUCCCUGCCUAUCGAGGUGUAUUUUAAAAAAGUAAAUCAGCAGUAAACGCCGACAGUCUGAGAGUCAUUCAUAUAACAUGUGAAAAUAAACAGAGGAAUAUUAAAUAUUAUUUAUAA